Messenger RNA from Cuscuta europaea, 2851 nucleotides. The record is from the annotation of a GenBank genome assembly. NCBI's taxonomy places the organism in Eukaryota, Viridiplantae, Streptophyta, Magnoliopsida, Solanales, Convolvulaceae.
CUUGGAUUAGCUUAUUCCAUGCCAAAUCUAAAUUUUGUUACUAAACAGCAUCUAAAUUUUGUUGGGAACAAAAGAAUCCAUGAGAAAUUGGAACGAUACCGCAUGAUGAUCCGGGUUCUGAGAGAGGAAACUCACCCCCUCAUGGCGUCACGGUUCCUUCCAUCUCUCAGUUGACGCAUUACAUUGUGUGUGCUUGUGAUUUCACUCGACGUCGACACUGCUAAGUGCUUGAACCCACACCAGUUCGAAGAGAGCGAGUUUCCGGCGGGAUACCAGCCUGGAGUCAUCCUUCAAUGCCCGAUAGAUUUAUCUGUAAAGGUUAUAUUAAAGGCGCUGAAGCGAGUGCGAGGAGGAGAUGAAGAGCGGCGGAGGAGGAGGCGGCAGUCAACCUUUCUCUGUUCCGCCCGGGAAGAGGCGGUGGAAUUUUCUGGUGGUUGCUGUUCUAUGUCUCGUGUUUCUUUCAAUGCUCGUGCCUCUUAUAUUUUUGCUCGGAUUACACAACGGAUUCCAUUCUUCCCCUGGAUAUGUUCCAGAAAAACAUAGUCCAUUUACUAAAAUGGUUGAUGUUUAUGCUCAACAAGAAGCUAAUGUACCUAGAAACCAAUCAGAGGGAAAGCAAUCUAGCCAUAUAGAUGAUGUUAUAAGAAGAUUGGAACCUACUUUUCCUAAGGAUUUUCAGAAGAGCAUUGUUAAGGAAGCUGAGAACAAGACUACUAUUGGUCCUCCAUUGUCACUUGAUAUGCCUAAAGAACAGCCAAAGGGAGGUAGCAACAAGUCCAGUGAUGUCAAACUGAAGAAUACUGAGGAGGGUAUAAAGUUUUGUGAAUUAAAAUAUGGAAGCUACUGCUUGUGGCGUCAAAAGAAUAGGGAAAAAGUUAAUGAUUUCAUCGUGAGAAAAAUGAAGGACUUGCUAUAUGUGGCUCGAGCGUAUUAUCCCAGCAUUGCAAAGCUUCCAGCUCAGGACAAGUUCUCACUUGAAAUGAAGCAAAACAUUCAGGAUUUUGAGCGUGUUCUUAGCGAGACAACUGUUGAUAAGGAUCUUCCCUCCAUGAUCGGAAGCAAGCUAGGUAAGAUGGAAGCGGUAAUUGCAAAGGCAAAAGGUUUCUCUGUGGAAUGUAGUAACGUUGACAAGAAAUUUAGACAACUAGUUGAUCUAACAGAGGAUGAAGCUAAUUUCCAUGCAAAACAGAGUGCUUUCCUCUACCAACUGGCAGUCCAAACAAUGCCAAAAAGUUUCCAUUGCCUGUCAAUGCGACUUACUGUGGACUAUUUUAGAUCUUCUCCGAUCGAUGAGGAACAGUCAGUGGCUGAGAGAUACCUGAAUCCAGAUUUGCAUCAUUAUGUUAUAUUCUCCAAGAAUGUACUCGCAUCGUCUGCAGUUGUGAACUCUACAGUUUUGCAUGCUAAAGAAAGUGAGACUCAAGUAUUUCAUGUGUUGACAGACAGGGAGAAUUACUUUUCCAUGAAAUUGUGGUUUUUUGAAAACAAAUAUAAGGAAGCAACCGUCCAAGUCUUAAACAUUGAGGACCUUAAUUUGGACAAUGAUGAUAAUAAGGUAUUUCCAACACAAUUCUUGCUGCCUGAGGAAUACCGUAUUUUCAUCCAUAAGGUUGAUGAACCAUCCAUGACCCAAAUGAGGACAGAGUAUAUAUCUGUGUUUUCACAUUCCCACUAUCUCCUUCCAAAGAUUUUUUAUUCAUUGAAGAAAGUAGUGGUUUUGGAUGAUGACAUAAUUGUCCAAAGAGACUUGACAGACUUGUGGAGCAUCAAUUUGGAUGGGAAAGUGAAUGGUGCUGUACAGUUUUGCUCGAUCAAACUGGUUGAGUUGAAGAAUUUUUUGGUUGACAAGAUUUUGGAUGAAAAAUCUUGUGCUUGGGUGUCAGGAUUAAAUAUCAUUGAUCUAGUUAGAUGGAGGGAACAAGACCUUUCCGGGAAGUUCCAACGACAUUUGCAAGAGCAACCGAGUAGAAAAGAGGGGAUGACCUUGCGUGCCACGUUCCUUACCUUUCAAGAUGAGAUAUAUGGCCUUGAUGAGAAGUGGGUUUUGUCGGGGUUGGGGCAUGAAUAUGGUCUGCCCACAGAGAUUAUAAAGAACGCAGGAGUUUUGCAUUUCAAUGGGAACAUGAAACCUUGGCUUGAUCUGGGUAUCCGUGAUUAUAAAGAUUUAUGGAGCAAGUAUAUGAACAAGGAAAACCAUUUGCUAAGAGAUUGCAAUGUGAAUUGAGUAGUGUCAUUAAUAGACCACACAUUCUCUUCUGCUUGUGAAGGAAGAGUGAGUGUAUGGGAACAAAGACCACACACAAGUUUCUGCUCCCAAACUCAAGGUAAAACUUACAGGCAAAUAUAUUUUAGUCUGCCCUGAUGAGUUUGGUGUUUCAAUUCUUUGGUUAAUAAAGGAGAGACGGGUUUUUUGUAUCAAGUCCCCCUCUUGGCAAGGCCCGUGACUAGUAGAAGCUUUCUUUGAUGAAUGGUUAUUAUAGCAAAGAAGCGCCUAGCGGGAAGCAAAACAUCUCUGGAUGGCACACAAUAGUUGAACAGAAAUGUUUUGUUUGAUGUCUGGGAAAUCAUAUUCUCUUGUUAUUUCAUAGGGAGUGAUAUAUCAUCAAGGCAAAGUCCGGUUUUAAUUUCAAAUUUUCAAUAGAGCAGAAUUUGCAUAGUUUAACUCCUCAUAUUUGGUGUUCCAUUACCCCUUUUCUGUGAGGGUACAAAUUAUUGUAAACUCAUAGUUAUUCUUUUUGUAUUCCUUGUAGUGUUUUUAAAGUAGGUUUUGAGAAGUUGAAGUUCCAUUUUCAUUCUAACUAUCACAGUUACGAACCAAUUUUUAAGCAGCUGUGUAUAUGUAUUGUUACCG